AUGCCACUUACACCGGGUUUGCAGGAGCGGGAGCACUCCACGAGUCCGCCACGAAGAUGUUUCUCUCUUUUCGGGGGCACGUUGGCGGCGGGUGGUCCAUCUUCGUGGCAGGAGUCGCAGCAGAGGUCGUGUGGUGCUGGUUAUAAUUCGUCGUGGCUGCACCAUGAUGUUGAAACCGGUCCGCUUCCCCCGCGGUCGGAAGAUAUUUUGUUGCAACAAGCUCCUUACGUGAGGGAACGCGACCGCGAACACGAUGACAUGUUCAGUGCUCGUCCGUCCGUGAUGCCGUCUAGGAUUGGCGACGAAAGGCCCCAAGACGAGGCGUCGCGUUUUGAAGGUUACGGACCGGGCUAUCCAUCUUCGCAGGUGCAUGUUUCUGAACCUUCGGCUAGUAGAGAAGCUGCGGGUCCGCCUGGCCUGCAGCUUCACCCGGACGACAGCUUCACCGCGGGGAAUGAUCAACAACAGCCGAUGCCAGCUGGAUGGGCACCAAGUAGCGCCAUGGCGCCUGCUCCGCAGCCGCAGCAACAAGCACGGAAGCCGCGGGGGCGACGGCGGGUGGUGUAUCAACAAGAAGAACAACCGACGGCGCCGGCUGCAGAGGCGCAAAGGCUCGCGGCUUCGUCUGCGCAGCCGCAGCAAGAGCCACCAAAGCAAAGAACAAAGCUUGUCAAGAAUAUUCCUCUAACAGCCGCUCCGGAGUUGCACCAGGCUUUCAAGGACGAAGAAGCUGCUUCAAGGUAUAAUCCAUCUUCAUCUUGUAUUUAUUUUCGCGUUUUGGUGUUUCCUUUCGGUCCUCUUGUGAGCGUUUUUGUGAGUUUUUUUCUCUUUCGCUAAAUAAUAGUACUUGUCACAGAGGAAAGAAUGGAAACGAGUACGAACUUGAAUUUCACACUUCAGACUUUCCAUGCCGACCUGGACCUUAAGAGGGUUAGCGAAGUCGGAUCCUCUCCACCACACUCUGCCGGCGAGUGGCUGGGACAUUACGCAUGAUGCUCUGGGGACCGAACCCUAUGCCGCGUUGAUGGAACGAACCGUGCGCAAGAAUGCUGAAGAGCCGC
Molecule: messenger RNA, 1061 nt
Organism: Amoebophrya sp. A120
Lineage: Eukaryota; Dinophyceae; Syndiniales; Amoebophryaceae
Source: the annotation of a GenBank genome assembly